Chelmon rostratus (copperband butterflyfish) is the source of this 648-nucleotide messenger RNA. It is a transcript of the gene ropn1l, whose product is annotated as rhophilin associated tail protein 1-like. NCBI's taxonomy places the organism in Eukaryota, Metazoa, Chordata, Actinopteri, Chaetodontiformes, Chaetodontidae. Bases 1 to 648 code for a protein of 215 amino acids. The record is from RefSeq and is a predicted model, not a curated record. The transcript has 5 exons.
AUGCCUCUUCCAGACACAAUCUACUGUGCCCAGCAAAUCAACAUCCCUCCCCAGCUGCCAGACAUCCUCAAAAGCUUCACUAAGGCAGCCAUCCGUACACAGCCCAAGGAUUUGGUGCUGUGGUCUGCGGCAUACUUCAGUGCACUGUCUAAGGGAGAGUGUCUGCCUGUCAAGGACAGGCUGGAGAUGAAUGUUGCCACCCCGGAGAGAGACACUGGGCUGACUCCAGGUUUACUUACAAUUCUCCAUAAGCAGCUGUCUGCCGGGCAAACGUGCAGCAAGGAGGAACUGCAGAAAAAAUGGAAGGGUCUUUGUCUACCCAUGGACCAGCUUGAGACCCUGCUGUUGCUGGGCGGCUUUGGCUCAGAAAUCGACUGGAUGGAGUUUUUCGCCCUGUGCUGCAAUGCUCUGGGAGGGACUCUUCUGAGUUCACUGAAGUUUGCCUGUGAGAUCCUGACAGAGGAUGAGGAGGGUGGUGCUGCGAGGAUCCCGUUCAACACCUUUGUCAAACUUUACACCUACCUGGCUCACCUAGAUGGGGACAUGAUGCAGGACCACAUUGACAACUACCUCAGCAGCCUGCAGGCACAAGUCAACAAGCAGAACGGCAUGAUUCAGGUUUCCAACUUCUACAUCAGCAGGAAGUGA